Messenger RNA from Lecanosticta acicola, 867 nucleotides. The record is from the annotation of a GenBank genome assembly. NCBI's taxonomy places the organism in Eukaryota, Fungi, Ascomycota, Dothideomycetes, Mycosphaerellales, Mycosphaerellaceae.
AUGCAAGCACAAUUCCAUCGCGGAUAUCCGGCCGCAGACAGUGCCUUCAAAUAUCGCCUGAAGACCGAUAUAGCUGGAGAUCUGGAGAGUGCCUCACCGGACGGCGCGUUGUCGGUCGUCGAUUAUGCGAGCCUCCUGCCCGCCAAAAUCCUUGAACUACCGGUGAUCAGGCUCGAACUCGAGGUCGAGAACAGCAUCGAGGAUGGAUCUCCGCCCUGGCUACUGUGUAGAGCGGUCAGCAAAUUCUUGUACGCGCUUGUCACAUUCCUGAGUCAGGACAAUCUCCCACGGACACUAAAAAUCACGGCAAAGACCAACUGCAAGGCGCUUUCCCUUCCGAGCUUAGUAGAGCGGUGUUUCUGGCCUCUGCGAAUCUUACCCUCGCACAUACACUUGGACGUCGAAGGUCUCAAGGAGCAAGGCAAGGUGGCUCUCGACCGAAUUCUGCAACAGCGAAGCGGCGCAGCACGACAUAUCGCGAAUCCCGUCUUACAGCUCGCUCAAAGCGAGAAGGCAGCUGCAUCGCUGGACUACAAUGGGUUCGGCACAGCGAGGGAUGAAUUGCCUCAUUUCGCUAGGGACCUGAUCCGCAAUGCUUGUCGGUUGAAGAGGUCAGAAGGAAUCUGGGAUCCAAAGCACGAUACGGAUGUCCGAUACGAGCUGGCUCUGGUUAAUGUCAUCUUCGCAUUCUUGUCAGCCACGUCUGAUCCCCACUGGAAGGAGCGGUGUCGGAGAGCUUUGGACGUCGCACAGGGCAUCGCAACUGAAGCUGAAGGCAAGGUAUCCAACCGUCCAGCAGACCAGUUGGAGCACAUCUGCCGCAAUGUCGACUGGUCGCCCGAGCGAGCAGGUCGAUUCGAAGCAUGA